Messenger RNA from Anopheles marshallii, 1410 nucleotides. RefSeq names its product facilitated trehalose transporter Tret1-like. The transcript is spliced from 3 exons. Gene Ontology annotation, cellular component: membrane. Gene Ontology annotation, molecular function: sugar transmembrane transporter activity. NCBI's taxonomy places the organism in Eukaryota, Metazoa, Arthropoda, Insecta, Diptera, Culicidae. Gene Ontology annotation, biological process: carbohydrate transport; transmembrane transport. The record is from RefSeq and is a predicted model, not a curated record. Bases 1 to 1410 code for a protein of 469 amino acids.
AUGUGGAUCAAUAACAUUGCAUUUUUGCGUAACAAAUUCCAAUAUUUGGCAGCUAUUCUAGCAAACAUGUCUAUCGUCUGUACUGGAUGUGCGAUGGGUUGGACAUCUCCGGUGGAAUCGAAGCUUAGCCAUCCACAGCUUUCGCCCUUGUCUAAAGUGCCGUCUGGUACGGAGUUCUCCUGGAUUGGGUCAAUACUUGCGUUGGGAUCCUUGGCUGGACCUCCGCUCGCAGGCUACAUCGCACAUCGUUUCGGCCGGAAGAUGGCCCUGCUCGGGAGUGGUGUCCAGUUUGCGAUUGCUUUCAUCCUCUUCGUAACGGCGCGCACCGUUGCCCAGAUCCUGGUCGGCCGAUUCGUGCAGGGAUGUGGAAUCGGAUUUGCGCUCGGCAUCACGCCACUGUACGUGUGUGAAAUAGCGACGGCACAAAGACGUGGCGCCCUCGGCUCGCUGCUGCAGGUUUCGAUCACACUCGGGAUGCUAAUGGUGUACAGCAUCGGUCCGUACGUUAGCUAUGCCGCCAUGCAGUACAUUUUGCUCGCCGUACCAGUGCUGUUCUGUCUCGCGUUCAGCCAGAUGCCGGAAACGCCUCACUACUACGUAGCCCACGGACGCUACGCGGACGCAUCCCGGUCGCUCGAGCACCUGCGCGGCGAACCGAUCGAGGAGCUGCAGGACGAGUUCGGUUCGAUCCAACGGUCGGUAGAGGAAUCGAUCCGGAACCGUGCCACCUUCGGGGAACUGUUCCGCGAUCACGCCAACCGGCGGGCCCUGUUCAUCUGCACCGGCGUAAUCGUGUUCCAGCAACUGUCCGGCAUCAAUCCGGUGCAGUUCUUCACGCAAACCAUCUUCGAAAAGACGGGCACGUCGGUCAAACCUGAGGUGGCCAGCAUUAUCAUUGGUGGAGUGCAGGUCGUGGCCAGUAUGAUAACGGUCCUAUCCUUGGACAGGCUUGGUCGUCGCCCAUACCUGCUUAUCUCGUCCGGUGGCAUGUGCUGCGCCUUGGUGGCCCUCGGAACCUACUUCUAUCUGGAUACGCGGAGCGUGUCGCUUGACCGGCUUGCCUUUCUUCCGGUGUUGUCACUGGUCGUGUUCACAUCGGCGUUCUGUCUCGGGUUCGGUCCGAUCGCGUGGCUUCUGAUAGGUGAAAUGUUUGCGCCAAACAUCAAAUCGUUCGCAUCGUCCAUCGUUUCCAGCACCUGCUGGGGCGUUGCCUUCUUCAUACUGUUCUACUUCAGCUCACUGGACGCGGCCAUCGGCACGCACUGGCUGUUCUGGAUGUUCGCCAUCUGUACGGCCGGUGCGUUUCUGUUCACCUACCUGUUUGUGAUCGAGACGAAGGGUAUGUCGCUGCCAGAGAUUCAAGCGCAACUCAACGAAACCGCACCAGUAAUGCUAAACGAUAAGGCCUAA